AUGACGUCAUCGACUGUCGAAUCCACUGUGUCGCCGUCGAACAAACCGACAACUUCUUCGCAAGAAGAAGAAACUAUCGCACCAACUCUAAAACCGAGUGAUUUAAAUUCAUAUCUGAUAACAUCGAAAGAUUUAGUGUAUGACUCUACGGACAUCGACUUCAACAUUCGUCUUCAAGAUCAAUUCGAAAAGACAGCCUGCAUAAACUUUAUUGACUGUCAUGUCACCUUUCCUUGCGAUUAUUCAGAGAGCAACUGUGGUAGCCGUAAAAAUCAGGACGAUCUUAUCCAGAUUCAAGUCAGAACUGAAAAGGAGACCGAAAGAGAAGUUGAAGAAGUUCUUAACCAAAAUUUUGAAGCAGCUCAAAAAGACCCGAGUAUUCCUUCUGACAUCAAGGACAAACUCAAAUUGGAAGAAGUGACUGUUAUUGACGAGAAGAACACAGUAGCUCCUACAGUCUCUGUAACAACAACUGCUUCGAAAAAAUGUGUCAAUUCAUUCGUCGAAUCUACGACUGGAAUUGUCACAAUCACCGUUGUUUCUGUCCUCAGUGCGUUUUACAUCAUUGCCGCCUGCGUUUUCAUUUUCAAAUACUGGACUCUUUCGAAAACGAUCAUCAUCACUUCCAGCAUCAUUAUCUUCGAACUCGUCAUGGUGCUCGUUUUCUUCACAGUGCUUGGCGCUGAGUGCCCAGACGAUGGAAUUUCCCCAGCUCUAGGAGGAGGACUCAUCGGAGCCUCAAUCUUUGUUUGGCUAGCCAUCACUAUCGGAAUGUACAUUUUCCAGAACAGGAGAAAAGUCAGCGAAAAGAACGUCUCUUUCUCAAUCUCUGACGUCACAAGCGAUGACAGUACGAGCAUGAACAGAUAUGCAAACCCCUUCGACGACUGA
This is a messenger RNA of Oikopleura dioica, 891 nucleotides long. The record is from the annotation of a GenBank genome assembly. Lineage: Eukaryota; Metazoa; Chordata; Appendicularia; Copelata; Oikopleuridae.